GGUGCGCUCUGAUGACAUCAGAGCGGCGCCGUCGGGGCCGUGACGCGCGGGCCGUGCCGGGACAGGGGCGGCGGCGGCGGCGGGCCUGGCCCCGGGAUGGCGAUGUUCCGCAGCCUGGUGGCCUCUGCUCAGCAGCGGCAGCCGCCUGGCGGGCCCGCGGGCGGCGACAGCGGCCUGGAGGCUCAGUACAGCUGCCCCAUCUGCCUGGAAGUGUACCAUCGGCCCGUGGCCAUCGGCAGCUGCGGCCACACGUUCUGCGGAGAGUGCCUCCAGCCCUGCCUGCAGGUGCCAUCGCCCCUGUGCCCACUGUGUCGCCUGCCCUUUGACCCCAAGAAGGUGGACAGGGCCACCCAUGUGGAGAAGCAGCUCUCGUCCUACAAGGCCCCCUGCCGGGGCUGCAACAAGAAGGUAACACUGGCCAAGAUGAGGGUGCAUGUCUCCUCCUGUGUGAAGGUCCAGGAGCAGAUGGCCAGCUGCCCCAAGUUCGUCCCCGUGGUGCCCACGGCCCAGCCCAUCCCCAGCGCCAUCCCCAACAGGUCCACCUUCACCUGCCCCUACUGCGGCGCCCGCAACCUGGACCAGCAGGAGCUGGUGAGGCACUGUGUGGACAGCCAUCGCAGCGACCCCAACCGCGUGGUGUGCCCCGUCUGCUCGGCCAUGCCCUGGGGCGACCCUGGCUACAAGAGCGCCAACUUCCUGCAGCACCUGCUCCACCGCCACAAGUUCUCCUACGACACCUUCGUGGACUACAGCAUCGACGAGGAGGCUGCCUUCCAGGCCGCCCUGGCCCUGUCUCUCUCCGAAAACUGACAGCAUGGCCCAGCCUCUGGGACGGAGCCCUCCCGCCUGGAGGGACAGCCACACUGGCUCUCUGUGGCCCAGCACCCACACUGGAGGCACCUUGCAGGCCAGGUGGAGCCCCCUCAUUGCUGGAGGAGACGCACCCUGAUCCCACCCAUGACCGGGAGGCUGGGUCUCUCACCCUUCAGCUGCCACCCAUGCUUCGUCGGUGCCUUCGGGCCAGCCUCUGGGGACUGAGAGCCGCCGGCCGUCUGUCUCAAAGCCAUGAUGUCCUUCCCGUGCUGAGAGGGACCCCUUCGGGCUGAGCUGCUGACCAGGGACGCGCGGGGGAAGACCUGCCAGUGGCCGGCUGGCCCGGCGGCACAGCGCUCACCCCUCGUGCACAGGCACCAGCCUUUGUUGGCAGCUCGAGGCUCUGGCUUUUUCUGCGUUAUCCAACGUGAGAAACCUCUUCAUGUUUUAUAGCGCAAAGACAAGGCAAUUACUCUUCAUAUCGCAAUAUGUGUUUGACUAGGAACAAUAGUAUUUUUAUGGGACAUUUACAAAAUUAUUUUUUUUAAAAAAACAACCAAAAAUGAGCAGCUGUGUGCAGGGUAGGGAAGGAGAGGGGCAACUGUGGCCGCGCCCCCAGUCCUCUCACUGUCUUCAGGGCCCCGUGGCUGGUGUGCAGUGAUGACGACCCAGGGGAAGUGCCAGCACUUGGGUGUGGCAGUGGCUGGGUCUGCUCCACGGCCUCCCCUGCAGGCCGGGCGUCUCCUGCCUGGGGUCCUGGCCACAGCCCCGCCCCAGGCAGGGCCCCCGGUGAGGACAGCCAGUGGCCUGUGCGGUCGCGGCCAGGCUGGAAAACACGUGGUGGUACCCUUGUUCAGUUCAUGGCAUGAAAUUAUUGCUGUCUUUUAAAAAAAUUUAAUAAAAUGUUUCAGAGCA
Messenger RNA from Manis javanica (Malayan pangolin), 1728 nucleotides. It is a transcript of the gene RNF166, whose product is annotated as ring finger protein 166. Gene Ontology annotation, biological process: protein polyubiquitination; ubiquitin-dependent protein catabolic process. Gene Ontology annotation, molecular function: ubiquitin protein ligase activity. The record is from RefSeq and is a predicted model, not a curated record. Lineage: Eukaryota; Metazoa; Chordata; Mammalia; Pholidota; Manidae.